This is a messenger RNA of Aureobasidium melanogenum CBS 110374, 708 nucleotides long. Its product is annotated as cyanamide hydratase. The transcript has 2 exons. The record is from RefSeq and is a predicted model, not a curated record. Lineage: Eukaryota; Fungi; Ascomycota; Dothideomycetes; Dothideales; Saccotheciaceae. The coding region runs from base 1 to 708 and encodes 235 amino acids.
AUGUCAAAAACAAUCGAAGACAAUGGCUGGACAGCAGUUCCAAGAAGCCUCGAGAAGCUGCUCGCCAACCGCAAGAACCCCGAGUCAAAGGCAACACCGCUUCGAGUCGAGGACAUGCCAUUGCCCAGCAGCCCUGUCGUGGACAUCACUGUAAAGCAUGCAAGAGAUCACCUGCCAAAGCAGACCUUCAGCCACAGCAUGCGCGUCUACUACUACGGCCAGGCAAUCGCCAUGCAGCACUUUCCCGAAUGGCGCUACAGCCCAGAGACAUACCUGCUCGCCAGUCUCCUCCACGAUAUCGGCACCACAGACACAAACAUGUCUUCCACACAGCUGAGCUUCGAAAUCCAAGGCGGCAUCAAGGCACUGAAUCUCUUAACUCAGCACGGUGCAUCUCGAUCAACUGCUGAAUCCGUGUGUGAGACUAUCAUCAGACACCAAGACGUUGGCGAAACUGGUAAUAUUACCACUUUGACUGCUGUGAUACACUUUGCGACGUUACUCGACAAUGUUGGUGCGAACCCAGAGCUGGUGCAUAAAGAUACAAUCGAAAAUGUUGUCAAGGCUUGGCCGAGGGAGGAUUGGACUGGAUGCUUUGCUGCUACUGUCAGGAAGGAGACGGAACUCAAGCCGUGGUCACACACGACAAAGAUUGAGGGCUUUGCUGAAAAGGUAGAGGCGAACGAGACGAUGCGUCCUUAUGACUAA